UGUAGUUGUAUCAUUUUCACGAUUUCAACUUAAAGUAGAUUGAAUCUGAAGAUCAACAGGAUGUAGAAGAUGGCGAUGUAGUUCUUGUUUCCUUCAAACAGAUGGUUGCUUUUUCGUUCCUGACAGAAGAUCUUUCUCUGCGAACUGCUGAUCUUGCUUGCGUCUGUGACACGUCGACCAACGCGAAUAACUAACUGGAGGCUCCACAAGCACAAAAUUACUCCGCCACGCUCAACACCAAGGAGCGCAUUGUUACAAGAGCGAAGGAACUCAAUGGCUCUCCGAGUAUGUUUUGCUUUUCCGAGCAAGCUGCCCGACCGGGCAGAAAUGAUCGACAUACUAGCAGAAGCAGGCUACACGCCUUGCCGAAUAUCCCAAUGGUCUCAGGUUGACCGAAGACUCGUCGUUACUUUUCCGACGAAGGCCACGGGAGCUAAACUCGUAUUCAAGAACUCAGUGUGUAACUCUAGUAUAUCGUUCUUGUGGUCGUCGUCGUCAACAUGAAGUAGAUUGCAAAUUGGAUUGUUUGAUGUGGCCGCAUUUAGACUUACUAAUGUCGCGCGGCUUCGUUGAGCGAGCAGUAAGUACAAGCAGACAAAAUUUCAGUGCAUCCAUCCAGUAAGUAUCUUCACUUUCAAAAGAUGAUAAUAGUAUGAGCUUUCGAACACGAACUUUCUUGUUUUCACUACAGCUCGAGGAUUAUUCCCUUGGUCGUGGGACACUCAAGUUAGGGUCUUAUGCACGCUUCAAGGUCGCAGCUUACAAUCCAGAUGUUCCAUGCAUUUGGACCGCUUCUGACGAUAAAUUCUUCCCUGUGACAUCGAGACCCCAAGCGCCGGCUCCUCUGAUGUAUAAUUACUACUUAAGUAUUUCCAUUUCCCUUGAUCUCGCAGUUGCGCUAGAAACUAAUAGAAGACGAGGCAGGCGGGACCAUGUAUUUGUAAUUCUGUCCAUUAGAUCGUUAAAGUUGGUAGAGAAAAAUCAAUUCCUUUUCUGCUUCUUAACUGUAAUCUUAUCAUUAUUGUGAAUACCGUUUUUAGAACACGUCCGGGCCCGGACGGCAGCACGGCGAACAACAGAGGAAGAUGCGGAAGUGCGCAGUCUGCUGGAAGCAAGUCGAAAUCGGCUGCCGGAUGUGGAGGUAGUAAAAGCCGUGCAGUUGGUGUUGGAAGUAAAAGUCCUGACCCUGUUACAAAUUUGGGUCGCGAAGGAAAUCUUUUGAGUCCUUGUUCUGGAAACGGUCCCCGACGUGGGGCUGGUGGGUUCAGUAGCAGGAGACUGGACUUUGUGAGCAAGGCGAAUAACCAAGUAAUUCCCGCCGUGAGCGGGGGGGGGACGAUCACCCUGAAGGCGAAUGAUCGGGCACGAAAGCAAAGCGGAAGUCCCUCUCGGUCUCGUUCCAGGGAUCGAUCAAA
This is a messenger RNA of Amoebophrya sp. A25, 1415 nucleotides long. NCBI's taxonomy places the organism in Eukaryota, Dinophyceae, Syndiniales, Amoebophryaceae. The record is from the annotation of a GenBank genome assembly.